AUGUCAUUCACUCUCGAAACCAUCCCAGCCCCCAAUAUCACCUCCUCCAUCCUCUUCCAAUGCGCCACCCUCUUCUCCUCCGCAUACGGCAUCUGGGGCUCUCACGCCGCCCAAAAAGUAGCCAAACACUGCAAACACGGAAACCGCAUCCGGCUGUCCGUCGAGCGUCUCCGGGCGCAAUCCUUGGUCCCAGCCGCUGAUAGCGUACUCGUUCGCGCCAUGCAUGGCGAUGAGCUUGCUGGGUACACGUUUGCUACAAGAUGGAUGUAUGAGGGGAGGAGGAUUUGCUGGGUUACGCAGCUUUGUGUAGGGAGCCAGUGGAGGAGGAGGGGACUUGCGACCGAGUUGCUGCGUCGUUUGCGUGAGGAUGGGGACUACGCUUUUGGCAUUUUGUCGUCGCAUCCAGCUGCUAUUAUGGCAGGGCUGCGUGCAUGGGGCAGGGGAAUCGAGAAUGUCGAUGUGGAUUUGGUGAAGGAACAUGGUGCUGGCAUUAUGGCUGCGUCCCCGGUUCAAUAUGUUAGAGAUGCUAAGCUCAGGGGUAGUUUCUUCGGUAGUGGAGAUGACGAUAGCGCAGUAUGUUGUGCGGAUACAGAUUUUUGGGUUGAUCAUGCUGAACCUUUGGCUACGUUGGCUGAGGUUAAGAGGAGAUUUACUUGGCCAUUUGGACAGCUCCCUGAAGGAUGCGAGUUUUUGGCUCUGAUUCAGGGUGUUUGA
Bipolaris oryzae ATCC 44560 is the source of this 714-nucleotide messenger RNA. RefSeq lists its product as uncharacterized. Bases 1 to 714 code for a protein of 237 amino acids. The transcript has 2 exons. Gene Ontology annotation, molecular function: acyltransferase activity, transferring groups other than amino-acyl groups. The record is from RefSeq and is a predicted model, not a curated record. Lineage: Eukaryota; Fungi; Ascomycota; Dothideomycetes; Pleosporales; Pleosporaceae.